CUUAUAUUAUACAGUCCCACCCCUGUCAAAUAAAACCGUUUACUUACGACAAAUAACUACCCAUCCAUUAAAGUACGCGGAGGAACGCAGACUCUAAAGACUAACUUACAGCCAACAACCUUAAUUUAUGCAUUUCCUCGCUGAAACGGCACGACUCUCCCACCAGCGAAACAACACCGGAAGCGGGCGGUUAAAGUGAGUGAGCGCGAGCUGAGAGAGAGGAGGGGUAGAAGCACAUGAAAAACUGCGUAGCCCACUGCUGCUGGAGAUUGACGGGGCACUAAGGUUGCCUUUCUGGGUCGUGGACGCUAUCUUGAGCUUCGCUGUACUUUUAUGCGCAACGACAGCGGAUUUAAACGACCGGUCAAGGCUUCCUGGGUUUCCUCUCCAGAAGUUCCUGUUCUUAGAUGGUAACAGAGAGCUUGAAAUAAGAGAGAGAAUAUGGCAGUAUGGAUCCAGGCCCAGCAGUUGCAGGGAGAUGCUCUGCACCAGAUGCAGUCUCUCUACGGGCAACACUUCCCCAUAGAAGUGCGACACUACCUGUCCCAGUGGAUAGAGAGCCAACUCUGGGAUGCAAUAGAUUUAGAGAACCCUCAGGAGGAGAUUAAAGCAAAGCGUUUAUUGGACAGCCUGAUCCAGGAACUACAGAAGAAAGCCGAGCAUCAAGUGGGGGAAGAUGGAUUCUUGCUAAAGAUCAAAUUAGGACAUUACGCUUCCCAGCUUAAGAGCACAUAUGACCGCUGCCCCCUCGAGCUGGUGAGAUGCAUCAAACACAUUCUGUACACAGAGCAAAGGCUUGUGAGAGAGGCUACGAAUCAGUCGAGCUCACCGGUAGGCGGGCUGAUUGACAGCAUGUCUCAGAAGUACCAUCAGAUAAAUCAGGUGUUUGAGGAGCUCCGAAUAUUGACGCAGGACACAGAAAAUGACCUCAGAAAACUACAGCACAACCAAGAGUACUUCAUUAUACAGUACCAGGAGAGCCUCAGAAUACAGGCCCAGUUAUCGAGUCUGGCCACGCUGCCCCCAGCAGACCGACAGCUACGAGAGCCCAGUCUGCUCAGCAAGAGAGCCACAGUAGAGGCCUGGCUGACCCGAGAGGCCAAUACCCUGCAGAAAUACAGACUGGGCCUGGCAGAGAAACACCAGAAGACGUUGGCAUUGCUACGGAAACAGCAGACGGUGAUUCUUGACGAUGAGCUGAUUCAGUGGAAGAGACGUCAACAGUUGGCUGGCAACGGUGGGCCCCCCGAGGGAGGACUGGACAUACUACAGUCAUGGUGCGAGAAGCUAGCUGAAACCAUUUGGCAGAAUCGGCAGCAGAUCCGGAGGGCGGAGCACCUGAGGCAGCAGCUGCCCAUUCCAGGCCCCAUCGAAGAGCUGCUCACCGAACUCAACAGCACCAUCACUGAUAUCAUCUCAGCUUUAGUUACCAGUACCUUCAUUAUCGAGAAGCAGCCUCCACAGGUGCUGAAAACGCAAACCAAAUUUGCUGCGACAGUGCGUUUGCUGGUGGGCGGCAAACUCAACGUACACAUGAACCCGCCACAGGUCAAAGCCACCAUCAUCAGCGAGCAGCAGGCCAAAUCCCUGCUGAAGAACGAGAACACCAGAAAUGACAGCAGCGGAGAGAUCUUAAAUAACAACUGUGUGAUGGAGUACCACCAGGCCACAGGCACCCUGAGCGCACACUUUAGAAACAUGUCUCUAAAGCGGAUCAGACGCUCAGACCGGCGAGGGGCGGAGUCUGUUACCGAAGAGAAAUUCACCAUUUUAUUUGAGUCACAGUUUAGCGUUGGGGGAAAUGAGCUGGUAUUUCAGGUUAAGACUCUCUCUUUGCCAGUGGUGGUGAUCGUCCAUGGAAGUCAAGACAACAAUGCAACAGCCACCGUUCUGUGGGACAAUGCAUUUGCUGAACCGGGACGGGUGCCAUUCAUCGUGCCUGACAAAGUGUUGUGGCCGCAGCUGUGUGAAGCUCUGAAUAUGAAGUACAAAGCGGAGGUACAAUCAAACCGAGGUCUGUCUGAGGAGAACCUGGUCUUCCUCGCUCAGAAAGCCUUUAGCAACUCCGGCAUCAACCCUGAGGACUACCGCAACAUGACCAUGACCUGGUCACAGUUUAAUAGGGAGAGUUUACCAGGACGGAACUUUACAUUUUGGCAGUGGUUUGAUGGUGUCAUGGAGCUCACUAAAAAGCAUCUGAAGCCUCACUGGAAUGAUGGGGCGAUUCUUGGUUUUGUGAAUAAGCAGCAGGCUCAGGACAUGCUGAUGUCCAAACCCAACGGAACCUUCCUGUUGCGCUUCAGUGACUCAGAAAUAGGUGGCAUCACCAUAGCCUGGGUGGCGGAGAACCCAAACAAAGCAGGAGAAAGAAUGGUAUGGAACCUCAUGCCGUACACAACCAAAGACUUCUCCAUCCGCUCGUUGGCCGAUCGCAUCAGCGACCUGAACCAUCUGCUGUUCCUCUUUCCUGACCGGCCCAAAGACGAGGUCUUCUCCAAAUACUACACCCCUCCACUGUCUAAAGCGGUGGAUGGAUACGUGAAACCACAGAUCAAACAAGUAGUACCCGAGUUUGCAACACCUAAUCCUGACCCCGCAGCAAAUCCCACCUACAUGGACCAUGCGGCAUCUCCAGCUGUCAAUCACCAGCCUAACUAUCUCUAUCCUCCCAUGGGUGACCCCAUGCUGGACGCUGAUGGCGAUUUCGAUCUGGAUGACACCAUGGAUGUAGCGAGACACGUGGAGGAGCUGCUCCGUCGACCAAUGGAGGGCCAGUGGAGUGGCCAGCAGUCAUGACCUCUUGACCUUCACUCUGUGACUUCUAUCUCUAAAUAAUGUUUUCUGUUUUAAUUCGACACACUUUCUCCUCCUUUGUCUUGUUUUUAUGUGGGUCUUUGUGACUUUCGUUUCUUUCUCUACGUCUGUUUUUUUUUCAGUUUACCUCUUUGUUACUUUGUUUUUAAAAAAAAGAGAAAGAAGCUAAUGAAAUAAUGAUAUACUGUGAGCCUUCCUGUAAUAAAAUACCACCAAACAGUAUUGUUGAAAAACUCAACUAAUGCAUGUAAUCAUUUCUUUUUUUUCUCGAAAUGUGACUCUGCGAGACCUUCGAAACGAAAUGUACUACUGUAAGGAACUUCUUGUUUUCAAAAAACUGCCAUUUUUUUAGGGAGGUGUUCAGAUAUCUAUCUUGAGAUCCAAGCAUCUAAAGAAAAUGCGUAUUGUCCUUUGCACUCUUAAACAAAUGCUUUCUUGCAGAAGAUGACAUCGUUGUUACAAAGUCAAUUGCAAUGUAAUGCUUCUGUACACUAAAGAGAGUUUAGGUUGCAAGGCUGAAAAUAUUCGGUGCACCCAUGGGGGCAUCCCCAGGUUGAAUGGGACUUGUCAAAUCCUUACUGUCUGUUUUUUGCCCGAAAUGCACACAUCCCCUAAACCAGCAACACACGACCUGUCACUCAGAGAUUCUGAGAAAAAACAUAUGCGUCUGCUCUCAUUCAUCCCCUGCAUUGGGUCGUGCUGUAAAGGUUUUAAAUGCAACAGAAACACACAGGGGGCAAAGAGAGGUCGGCUAACCAAAUCGCCCUCUCCAACCACGCUACACUACACAUCCUGCAAAAAAAUAAGCAUCUCAAUCCAGCCUGUGCUGGUUUUAGAAGGGUUGCCCAGGCUUGGAGACAUUUGUAGGCGUUUUUCUGCAGGUCUCUCUCUUUCUCUGUAAGCUCUCAUCAACACAACAGGUGCAUUGACCUCAUCUUUCCUCAUGCUUCUCUCUGAACGUGCAAAACAAGAGCCCCCGUUGUCAUGGUUACACAUGCUGUUCCUAUGCUGGCCAUCGUAUAGGUUUAGCCUUUCUUGAUGUUACUUGUUAUCAACAUGCAUGUACACACAUUACCUUACAUGAAGCCUUGCCCACUCAGGACAUUGACACACACUUGAUGUAAAAUACAAAUUCUUAUUAAAACUAACCAGCAAAAGUGCAUAUAUUCAGUAUAUAUAUGAAUUUAUUUUUAGUCAGCAUAUUUCUAUUUUAUUAUUGUGGAAGCUUAAUGCAACUGUGUAGCUUUUCUGUGUCUCACGUCGGUAGUUGAAGGACCUUAUAACCUGAAAUAAGUUUCUGCUAUGCCCAAAAAACUUCAACCAUUAUCAGAUGGGAAAGCAAUAGGACGUACAUUUUGUUGCGCUGUAGUUUUGUUGUAAUUCUCAUCAGAGCUUUCACAUUGAAACUAAAAGAGACAAAGUGCUUGAAAGAACUGUUAGAAAUAAAAUUCUUCAAAUUCUGUCAUCAUUUACUCACCUUCAUGUCUUUCAAAACCAAAAACAGUUUCUUUUUUUUCACGAAAAGCAAAAUGGGUUAUUUUUAGCAUUCAGUGGAACAGGGUUUCGGUGAAUAAAGACUGGAAGUGUGUCUGUUUUUCACACAAAGAUCUUGUAUGGCUUGAAGAUUUGGAAUAUCAUGUGAGUGUUAUAGUGAACUUUCCCUUUUAUUUGUUACCUGCAAAUCUAUCUGAAUGAAUUAGGCCUGUAUCAUAAUCAAUGGUUUGGUUGGAUCUUGGUUUCUUAAGUUUCCUUUUGUCCUCUCUCGCUCUCUCUCUCUUUCUUUGCAGAAACGGACAGCAGAAACACAAACAAUAGGAAGUUGUGUGAUUUUUAUUGUCCAUUUAUUCUAAAUGAUCUGUCAUGUUGUGUAAACUCUGUCACACUGUAGGUGUCAAUGUGAGCGUGUGAGUGUGUUGGCAUGUUCAGCUUGUUUUGUGUUCGUCCUCUGUUUUUUUGGUUUGGCUGUAGAAAGAAAAAUUGAAUUGACAAUAAAGGUUUUUUAAAUAA
Molecule: messenger RNA, 4821 nt
Organism: Triplophysa dalaica
Lineage: Eukaryota; Metazoa; Chordata; Actinopteri; Cypriniformes; Nemacheilidae
Gene: stat5a
Product: signal transducer and activator of transcription 5a
Exons: 20
Coding region: 442-2796 (784 amino acids)
Biological process (GO): growth hormone receptor signaling pathway via JAK-STAT; cell surface receptor signaling pathway via JAK-STAT; regulation of transcription by RNA polymerase II
Molecular function (GO): DNA-binding transcription factor activity, RNA polymerase II-specific; RNA polymerase II cis-regulatory region sequence-specific DNA binding
Source: RefSeq, a predicted model, not a curated record